Messenger RNA from Callithrix jacchus (white-tufted-ear marmoset), 4790 nucleotides. RefSeq names its product leucine rich single-pass membrane protein 1 (gene LSMEM1). NCBI's taxonomy places the organism in Eukaryota, Metazoa, Chordata, Mammalia, Primates, Cebidae. The record is from RefSeq and is a predicted model, not a curated record.
GGCUGUGGAGGUGUGUGCCUGUACUGUUACAUACUUGGGUGCUGAGGCAAGAGAUAGCUUGAGCCCAGGAGGUCAAAGCUGCAGUGAGCCGUGAUUGUGCCAUUGCACUCCAGCCUGGGUGACAAGUGAGACCCUGUCUCAAAAGCAAAACAGAAAAAAGAAUAUUGCUGCUUGUUUGCCCCAUGAGGUAUAUUUCUUCCAUUUUAUGAAAGGCAUUUUGACAAUACAUUAACAUUUAAUAAACUUUAGAUUAAAAUGUAUAGUGUGAGCAACGUGCCAUUUCAAAUCCAUAGACUUGUUUCUUCCAUACUCUUGCUGCAGAUCACAGUGAGGGCUGUGGAAGCAUAUAUGUUAUAGAGAAAAGAAUCAAAAUCAUUUAAGGUCUUUUUUCCAAACUAGUGUUUCUCUCCCACAUCCCAACAACUCUUGGAAGUCUGGUGCUCCUGCUUGGUGAAAAUCAUUUGCUGGCUUAUGGAGUCACUGUUGCUGAGUUCCAUCCCCCAGUUACAGUGCAGUGGAAAACAUUUGGAAUCCAGAAGUUGUAUGUUGUCACUGGUUAUAUUCUAAAUAGGUUAGAACCAUGGAAAAGACUGCAAAUGGUAGUUUAUUCUAGAUAUGCAGUUGCACAUAUGUAUGUAUAUGUAAUUUUAAAUGAAUUUUUGAAUAUGAAUAUAGGCUUUUGUUUUUGAUACAGUCUCACUCUUGCUCAGGCUGGAGUGCAGUAGCGCAAUCAGCUCACUGCAACCUCUGCCUCCUGGGUACAAACGAUUCUCCUGCCUCAGCCUUAUGAGUUACUGAGAUGACAAGUGUGUGCCACCACACUGGCUAAUGUUUUAUAUUUUUAGUGGUGAUGGGGUUUCACCAUGUUAGCCAGGCAGGUCUCGAACUCCUGACUUCAAAAUCCUGCCUUGGUCUCCCAAAGUGUUGAGAUUACAGACAUGAACCACCAUGCCCAGCUUGCUUAAUUCUUGAUUAAUCUUGUCCACUUUCAUUAUUUUGAGGAUCAAGCAUUUUGAAGUAUUCAAUGUCUGUGACUCGUCUUUGAUGGGUACUGAAUUUCCUGGGAGUGAAUUUAGAUACCCUGAGAUAUAAUACAUGAAAGAAAAAGCCAGAAAUACUUGAGAAUGUUACUAGAUUAGACACUUCAUGUGAAAAUAUCUCUUUUUGUGACCCCAAACUCUUCUUUUUUUUUUGAGGUGGAGUUUUGCUCUUGUUGCCCAAGCUGGGGUACAAUGGUGGGAUCUUGGCUCACCACAACCUCUGGCUUCUGGGUUCAAGCGAUUCUCCUGCCUCAGCCUUUUGAGUAGCUGGGAUUAACAGGUAUGUGCCACCACACCUGGCUUAUUUUGUAUUUUUAGUAGAAACAGUUUCUUCAUGUUGGUCAGGCUGGUCUCGAACUCCUGACCUCAGGUGAUCUGCCUGCCUCAGCCUCCCAAAGUGCUGGGAUUACAGGCAUGAGCCACUGUGCCCGAUCCCAAAACUCUUCUUAAAGGUGAUCUUGCAGGUACGUUAUAGUUAAAAAUGAAGUAAGUUGUCUUGCUUUGUUCUUAAGUGGCUCUCUGGAAGUCUUAACUGGUGUAAAGGCAGUCUUAUCCCCUUCACUGGUGUAUAGUUGAAUUCAGACCUUAAUGAGAGGUUUGGGUUUAAAUCUCAUCUCUGCCACUUACAAUCAGUGUAUCCCUUAACAAUUAAAUUAUUUAGUCUCCAUUUUCUUCCUCUUUCAGGAAAGGCUAAUAUUUCACAAAGUCAGAAGAUUACAGGAGAGAGGAAGAAUAGUAAAUGCCCAAAAAUGAGGUGGUUACUUCUAUUACAUCCUUGAAGGAUAGAUGGCUUAUAGCAGAUCAGGUAGUUGGGAGAUUUCUUAAAAACGGUAUAAUAGCUAACAUGAACGCUUUCAUUAUUCAGAGAAAUUUGGCAUUAAUUUUUAAUGUAUAAUUCAUUUCUGAUAAAAGUUACUAGUUAUUCACUAGUUAUAUUGUCUUCCUCUCUUAUACUAGAUAGCAUGAAGGAAAAAAAAGUGACAUUCCCCUUCCCCCAAAGCAGAGUGAGGUCCAUAUGGGACAUAGGUGUCAAGAAAAUUUGGGGCCGGGUGUAGUGGCUCAUGCCUGUAAUCCCAGCACUUUGGGAGGCUGAGGUGGGUGGGUUAUUUAAGAUUAGGAGUUUGAGACUAGCCUGACCAACAUGGCGAAACCGUGUCUCUACUAAAAAUGCAAAAAUUAACCAGCCAUGGUGGCACAUGGCUGCAAUGUCAGCUAUUUGGGAGGCUGAGGCAGAAGAAUUGGGAGGCAGAGGUCACAGUAUGCUGGGAUCACACCACUGCACUCCAGCCUGGGCGACAGAGCAAAACUCUGUCUCAAAAAUAAAAUUUUGUGGAACACAUAUUUUCUCACUUACAUGAAAAAUGUUUCAAAGAUGAGUACUGUUCAUCAAGCCAUGACAAUGGAAGUGAGGAUAAUGGAUUGCACAACUGUUUGCAACCUCACUGUUAGUAUCCUGCUUGGAUAGUUGGUCUCAUCACUGUAGCAUCUUUUAUGUACAGCAGAGGGCAGAAGCUCCUUGGCAUGUUUGUGAGGGAACCACAUAAAUGGCUGAUUUUCCUGAGAAAGGAGGAUGUACAAACACUCACAGAAUAAAGCCUUUGUAAAGGAAAGGCAGCUGAUGAGAUGGAGUGCUUCCAUCAUCGGCAGUGGGUCUGUAGUCACGAACUCUCCCACUCACAAUCACUUUUUGUAGCUACUGGACACACUAGGCAUCUGAUCUUGUUUAUGAUGUCAUAACCAUAUUCUGUCCCCGUUUAUUGCAGUUCUCUGGUUAGUCUGGAGUGUUUGUAAGUUAGUCUUCAUAGUGGCAGCUCCUGCCUGCUACAGGACAUUUAUAUAUGAGAGCAUGAGUGCUGGAAAUAUGGUGUCAGCUUACACAGUUGCUUCAGCCAAAUAAGGGCAGUAACUUCAGUCCAAUAAAAGCCUCAUCGGUUACCAACUAAAUCAGGCAUGGUAUUUUUUUUCUUUUUAAAGCAUGGUUUUAGUAAUAUAUUUACUGAAAAACUUAGACAUUAUGAAAAAAGUCAGGAUUUGGAAUCUUACACUGCUUGGCUAAAUUAACACUAAAUAUAGACCAACAGUUUCAUGCUGGGGCUUAUGGGCCUCACAGGAGCACCGUAUGCUGAAGAAAGGCAAAGAAAGAACUACAGAAUUUGUAGAAAAGUUCUGUUGUAGUCGCUUCUGAACAAUUCGUUUUUUGUUUGUUUUGUUUUGUUUUCUGGUAACCUAGCAGUCAAAGCUCACAUUUUUGGACAAUGACUCAGUCUUCCCAGGACACUGGCUCUUGUGGCAUUCAGGAAGAUGGAAAGCUUUAUGUGGUGGAUUCCAUAAAUGACUUAAACAAACUAAACCUCUGUCCAGCUGGAUCACAGCAUCUGUUCCCUCUAGAGGAUAAAAUCCCUGUCUUUGGCACAAACUCAGGAAAUGGAAGCCGGAGUCUGUUUUUUGUGGGACUGCUGAUUGUGCUGAUUGUCAGCCUGGCACUGGUUUUUUUCGUGAUAUUUCUAAUAAUUCAAACUGGAAACAAGAUGGAUGAUGUGUCCAGAAGACUAACAGCUGAAGGAAAAGACAUAGAUGAUCUUAAGAGAAUCAACAACAUGAUUGUAAAGCGACUCAACCAGCUGGACCCUGAACAGAACUAAAGAAAUGAUUUUCUGAGAGCAGCUGCUAACACCUUGAGCUUCUUACUUUCCUGGGAGUGUACAGGGUUAGGAACUGAGAAAGUGCACUUCUUCAGGAAACAGAUAAUCUGGUCAGGGAACCCAGCUCUGGGGCCCUCUUUCUGCAGCAGGGUGGGAGCAACUCCAAAGCAGGUGGAUGUGGGAAUAGCAACUAGAAAGGGGCGAACUUGUCUCAGCCCCAUUUCAUGGUAGGGCACUUCAACUUGAAUUGGGUUUUUGGUGGGUGCCUAGUAGGGAGGAGAACCAACAGAAAGCAAGAGAACUUGACUAUGUACGUACAACUUCUUACAGAAGGAGCUUUGCUACCAGAACAAAUUCACUUUGUCGAUGAGGUUCAUGACACCUCAUGCACCUUUACCGAUGCCUGGGAGAGCCUGAGAAAUUCAUUGAGUUCUAGAUGUUGAAGGGAACCAGGUGAUUACUCUUUUCAAUAAAAGGGAUUCUGCUCAGGUGAUUAGACUUUGACUCUAUUUUCCCAGGGACAGCAAUGGGUGGGCCUCAAAGCUAGUUGCUGUCUAGUGUUUGCUGGUGAAAACAUGAGCAGUAGUUAUGUGGGGUUGGGGUCAAAAGGGAAAGCCUAAUUAAUUUAAUGUUUAUUAAGCUCCUACUCUGUGCAAAUUACUCUAGAGGAGCUUACUGAGUGUGCAGGAUAAAGAAAGGAGAUGGAUAGUUACAUAUAAUUAUAUAAGCUUUGUUUACCUUGUUUCUCAUGAAAAAACCCCUUUGGUACCCUGCUGAUUGAUUUGGAAGAAAUCUGAUAGAUUUGUGGCCUUUGCUAAACCACACUAGGAAAUUAUGUAGUUAGAAUAUUUGGAACCUGUAUUAAUUUCACGAAUGAAAGUAAGGCACACAGCAUAUGACAUAGAUGCAGUGUGAAAUAAAUGAGUUUGAAAAGCAUAUGAGUCUUAGAAAAUAUUUUAUGUAAUAUAAAUAUAUUCUACCAGUCAAUUGAAGAAUGUACUGUGGUUCUAUCAUUUUGGCUUGAUCAAAAACAUUUGGGUUUACUAGGAUAUUAAACAUUCCUAACAGUAAAUAGUUAAUGAAAUAAACAAUACAUUUUGCUUAUCCA